AUGGGAGACGGCGUAAGGUCGACGGCCAGCUGGACAUGGAUGCUUUUCGUUUUGCUUUUAAGCUGCGGAUUAAGCCACAGCUUCCCGGAGCCAUUUAUUUCAACAAUUGAUACUGACGCACCAACCGUCGCACCGAAAUUUAUGACUCGAGGGCAUCUCUACAAGGCUAUCAUCGGCGACUCGAUCGAGCUGCCGUGCAAAGUAAAGGAUCUGGGCUCCUACGUGCUGCUGUGGCGCCGGGGGACGUCCGUGCUUACGGCAGCUAAUUUAAUGGUGACACGUGAUCCAAGAUUCAAGCUGGUCGAGGGCUACAACCUGCAGAUAGCGAACGUGAAAAUCCAGGACGCCGGUGAUUAUAUUUGUCAGAUCGGUGAUAACGAAAGCCGGGAUCAGGUCCACACGCUGGAAAUAUUGGUACCUCCAACAAUACGGGUGGUGCCACAGAAUCGACAAAUCACGGCCCGUAAGGGUAGCACCGUCACGCUGGAAUGCAAGGCAUCCGGUAACCCGGUGCCGGCCAUCUACUGGCACAAGAAGGACACUUUCAGCGGAUCGUCCCAUCUCUCGGAAAGUCCUACACUGCUGCUGGAACGCGUCGAUCGGCAUCAUGCCGGGGUGUACCAAUGCACGGCGGAUAAUGGCGUCCGGGAGGCCGUCCACGUCGAUAUCGAAGUUACGGUGCUGUCACCGCCCGAUAUAACCGUCGAGAAGACAUGGGUUCAUGCCAGCGAGGGCUUCGACAUCGAUCUCGUAUGCAUCGUGCACGGUGACGUGAACUCGGAGAUGCUUUGGUACCAGAACUCCUUCCUGCUCGAUCCGACCGAUCGCCGCUCGAUGUACUCCCGGGGUGACAAGUACACGCUGAACAUUAGAAACUUUCAGCAAUCCGAUUUCGGCAACUACAGCUGCGUUGCCGACAAUGCCUUGGGCAGGACGAAAAAGUACAUCGAAGUUUCCGGCCGACCCGGCCCGGCUGCGUUCCUGUCGCCGGCGUACAGCAACUAUCUGGACCGGUACAAUCUCACCUACACGAUAGAGUCUAUCCCACCGCUGGACGAGAUCAAGCUACUUUAUCGAAAGUUGAUGAUGAACGAAACAUAUCAACAUCCGGGCAGCUGGGAGGACACCAUUUUAGUGCCAACAUUAACCAGAUCCGAUCCUACACAUUUUAUUAUGUCGCAUGUGAUAAGGGGGCUUUCGCCGAACUCCGUCUACGAGGUAAUGAUCCAGGCGCGGAACGUGCACGGCUGGAACGAGAUUAGUGACAUUCAUCAGUUCUACACGCGUAACUUUGAGCUCACUCCGAACGAGCUGGAGUUCGUCAUGAGCUCGAUCUCCAACAGCGGCCACCGGAAACCAUUCUCCCGGGCUUCAAGUUUCCAGAUGCUGCUCGCUUGUCUUACGUUUGGGCUGCUCAGUCUGCCGGCGGUAAGAUGGUAAGCUGGUUGGUGCGCGGGUAGCAAUAUAAAACGAAACAAGAAAGAAAAAAAAACCAAAUGCUUAGCAAUUUAUAAUAAUUUCCCAUUCCCGUAAGCUUCACAACAAGUGUAAAAUAGAUUUCAACGUAAGUGUGUAAAGAAUGUGUCACUAGCGCCACAGGUUAGAAUUCGAUUGCCAUUUUGAGUAAAAAGG
This is a messenger RNA of Anopheles moucheti, 1632 nucleotides long. Its product is annotated as limbic system-associated membrane protein. Gene Ontology annotation, cellular component: neuronal cell body; plasma membrane; axon. Gene Ontology annotation, molecular function: protein binding; axon guidance receptor activity. The record is from RefSeq and is a predicted model, not a curated record. Gene Ontology annotation, biological process: homophilic cell-cell adhesion; synapse organization. NCBI's taxonomy places the organism in Eukaryota, Metazoa, Arthropoda, Insecta, Diptera, Culicidae. The coding region runs from base 1 to 1440 and encodes 479 amino acids. The transcript is spliced from 10 exons.